Messenger RNA from Diorhabda carinulata, 4179 nucleotides. RefSeq names its product ubiquitin-protein ligase E3B. The coding region runs from base 182 to 3391 and encodes 1069 amino acids. Gene Ontology annotation, molecular function: protein binding; ubiquitin protein ligase activity. The record is from RefSeq and is a predicted model, not a curated record. Gene Ontology annotation, biological process: protein polyubiquitination; ubiquitin-dependent protein catabolic process. NCBI's taxonomy places the organism in Eukaryota, Metazoa, Arthropoda, Insecta, Coleoptera, Chrysomelidae. The transcript is spliced from 15 exons.
AGAUGGUAGCACUGCAGCUGUCAAAUAAUGUCAAUAACAAAUAAAUAUCAACAAAGGGCUAAAGACAAUUAAAAAUUUAAAAAUAAUUUCAUUACGAACACAUAUUAUCCUCUUAUUCUUCAAAAUGACGACAUGAUAAUCAAUUUUAUUUUGUUAAUUGUGUUAAACUAAAUUUCCAGACAUGUUCCAUAAAACGGAAAAUUCCAAAGGUAAUUUUUUAGAACAAACUAAAGCAGCGAGAGAGGAAAGAGCUUUAGAGAAAAAACGAGAAGUAGCAGCAACGUUAAUUCAAGCACACGUUCGAGGAUGGUUACGUAGACUUCAGUUUACCAGAAGUAUCUUGCGAGAAUUUGACGAAGCCAUCCCAAAUGUACCCGAAGACGUAUCUAAAAUUCAGUAUAAACCAGCAAAUGAAAUAUUUCACCAGUCUUCAAAAUUGAUGCUGAUAUGGAAUAAAGAAAGAGAUAAAGACAGAUUCGCUAAGUUAUGUCGCUACCUAGUGGCUACUCUCGAUAGCGAUUCGCCAAAAUUGAGUUACGUGGGGGCUGCUCUGAACAAAGAAACUGUGAUAAGGUGGAUUUCUCACAUGAACGAAGUUUUAUGGAAGUGUUGUAUCUAUUUGAAUGAUCUCAAACCUGAAUUUACCAGUGAUAUGAAAAGUAUUAUGAUGUUUUUGCAUGUAUUGGUUUCAUUUACAAGUACAAAAACUUGGGUGGUGCUAAAAAAUAAAAAUAUGGAAUUAUUGAAACCUGGCAUGAAUCAGCUGUGUGCCAAUUUAAUGGGACAGCUCUUCCAUAAAGGAUUCUAUUUAGUUUUGAAGGAUUUACUUCUGAAGGGAUUGGGAAAAAUAAAAAUAGCUCUUAAACACAUAUCUCUAUCGGCUAUACUUACACUUUCUUUGAGACCUCUUGUAGCGGCUAAUUAUUCAGAUAAACUCACCACGAUUUUUUUGAUUAAUAUCUUGUCUGUUCCUGGUUUAGUUCAGCACCUUCAAAAUUUGUCACCGGAGAGUAUAACAACUCUUUCUAAUCACAAAAUAUUUGGAAGAAGUUUGGAAUUGCUUUCUAGUCAACAAUCGAUGAGGAUAGUGUUUAAUACCUUAGAAGGAAGCUAUGCACUUUGUUUAUUAGCUAAUUUAAUACAAUUAGCUUACAUUGAAAGAUACAGUGUACUCAACGAAUUGUGCUUUCCUACAUUUACUGUUGUAGUAACAGGUUUGUUAGAGAGCUGUCAAAAUUACGUCGUCAGUAAACAAUCAACACUAACCCAUUGGCAUCCGGUUUUAGGUUGGUUCGCCCAACCUAUGGAUCAAUCUUUACACGCCGCAAUGCCUUACGUCAAAACACAAUUACAUUAUCUAUGGAAUACGGAAAUUAUACAAAUUAUCCUCGGUGAUUCUCUAUCAGAAUUGGUGGUGGGUAGUGAAUCUCCUUCGCAACUUAUGAGCCCGGGUCAAACGGCAUCGGGAGGCGCCAAUUUCUUUAAAAAAGUUUUGGAAAAUAGGGGCCACAAAAAUGCUACUCAAAAAUCAUACAGGGCUCUAGGUAGUCCGGAAGUCCAUCGAAUUGUUCUGAUUUGUUCCUUAUAUCAUACCGCUUUGAAUACUCUAACGCAACUUCAACUCGACAUUUUAACAGGGUUAUGUUAUCAAAACGGUAUAUUAUACGAUCUGUGGUUGUUCCUGUGUUCUUUAGGACCGAACUGUGGUAUAAAACCAUUCCUAGAUCAUUUAGCUUUCAAUACGAAAUGUUCAGCGCCCGAAUUUCAAAUGCUACAGUUGUUCGCGGAUUGUAUGUCACAUUAUGUCACGAUACUUGACGAUAUGGAAAUGUACGAACAACAAAAUCCUUUCAAACUAAAUGACUUUAUAAUCAUGUCGAAUUUUUUAAAUAUUUUUUUAUACAAAGCAGUGACGGGAAAUUUAUUUGAUUUCAAGACAAUAAAUAAUAAUUCAUUGUUUAAUUCUCUACAUACGAUCUUGAUGCUUCUGUACAAGAGAGAUUGUCGCAGAACGUACACUCCGCCCGGUCAUUGGUUAAUCAAAGAUAUCAAAGUGUCUUCUUUUAUAUCGGAUUUAGAGAAAGGUCGACGAGCCCCUCAAAUUCUCUUACAGACCAUGCCGCACAUCAUACCGCACGAAGAUAGAGUCAGACUUUUCAGAAAAUAUAUCAGCAAUGAAAAAACCGUCCUCGGUUUGACGGAAUCGGCGUGCGCUUCCCCCCAAUCGACGCUUAUAACCGUCCACAGGAAUAGAAUCGUGGAAGAUGGUUAUCGUCAAUUGGCGCUUUUACCAUCUCAAGGUCUAAAAGGUGUUAUAAGGGUGAGAUUUAUCAACGAACAAGGUCUCGACGAAGCCGGUAUCGACCAAGAUGGAGUUUUUAAAGAAUUUCUCGAAGAAAGUAUCAAAAGAGUGUUCGAUCCAUCUUUGAAUCUGUUCAAAGCUACCAGCGAAGAAAGGCUGUAUCCGUCACCUACGUCUUCUGUACAAGACAACCAUUUGCAGUUGUUUGAAUUCGUAGGGAGGAUGUUGGGCAAGGCCGUUUACGAAGGUAUAGUAGUAGAUGUACCCUUUGCUUCGUUUUUUCUGAGUCAAGUAUCAGGUCAAACGGCUCAGGUAUUAUACAGUUGCGUAGAUGAACUACCGUCUUUAGAUCCGGAACUGUAUAGAAGUUUGAGCUACGUCAAACAUUACGAAGGCGACGUUUCAGAUCUUGAUCUCACCUUUAGCGUAGACGAAGACAGUAUGGGAAAAAUAGUUACCCAUGAAUUAGUACCCGGAGGCAAAGCCGUACAAGUGACUAACGAAAACAAGAUAAAUUACAUCCAUUUGAUGGCCCACUUCAGGAUGCACGUUCAAAUCAAGGACCAAACCGCCGCCUUCAUCAGGGGGUUCCGAUCGAUCAUAAACCCAGAUUGGUUGACGUUAUUUUCCACGCCCGAGUUACAACGUUUGAUAUCCGGAGAUAAUGUCCCAUUAGAUUUGAAAGAUUUAAGAAAGAAUUGUCAAUAUUACGGGGGAUUCCACGAUUCGCAUCGAGUCAUCGGGUGGUUGUGGGAUAUAUUGGAGAAGGAUUUUAAAGAAGAAGAAAAAGGAAUGUUCCUGAAGUUUGUUACAAGUUGUUCUAAACCGCCUUUAUUGGGGUUUGCACAUCUCGAACCACCGUUUUCCAUUAGGUGUGUAGAGGUAGGGGAUGACGAAGAUACAGGAGACACUAUAGGUAGUGUUUUUAGGGGAUUUUUUACUAUAAGGAAAAAAGACCCUCAGAAUCGUCUGCCGACUUCUUCGACUUGUUUUAAUUUAUUAAAACUUCCCAAUUACCAGAAGAAGAGCACCCUACGUGAAAAAUUGAGGUACGCAGUAACCUGCAAUACCGGUUUCGAAUUAUCCUAGACUUGGGAAAUUGUAUGGCCAUCUUUUUUCCACGAUUUGUCACCACCGGACAACACCAACAAACAAUUAAUCGGUUUGAUAAAAUAUCGAAAAUUGACAACUUGAUUAAAUUAAAAGGGUAAAAAUUGAUUUUUCUUGUUAACAACUUUCAAAAAUCAAAUGGGGUAGUUGUAACCUUCAGAAAGGUGAGUAAUUUCGUCAAGGGGAUGUAGUUUCGUAUAAAAAAUUGUAGAAUUUCCAGUUUUGCUUAUAAUCAAAUAUAAAAUUGAUUUUUUUCACUAUUUAUCAUAUCUUUAGGCUCUAAACUUCUCAUAAGGAUAAUCGGCAGCUAUUUUGACCCUUUUUAUGGUGGAAUGAAUGAUUUAUGAUUUGGCCUUUGCCACACAAUAUUAACAGUUUUUCGUAUAUUUAUUCUUUUUUACUUGAUUUUCACUCUACUUUCCAAUUUUUUCUUCAUUUUAAGCAGCUUGAAAGGAACUUUCUAUAUAGCUACUGUUUCCAUUAUUUCUGUUUUUUUCUCAUUCUUUGGUGAAUAUUUCCAAGCAUACUUGGAGGAUUUUCCAAUAUAUCCUUUUAAUACCAUCUGUUUCUAACCAUUUCUGCUUAUGUCUGUCUAGUACACAUCAGAAUAUUCUAUAUCUGCAUACUACCAAUGAUAAGUUACAGAAAAAAGAAGACUAACAUAACCAGUUGUUGUCAAUUGGUGUUGUAAAUAUUUAUCGAGAAGAAUAAUCAUUUAUUUAUGUAUGAUGUAUAUUUGUAAAUAUUUUAGUAAAUUUUCUAUGUUU